AUGAUAGAAAGAAAAGAAUUACAUAUGUCGCAACAUUCCUAUAUUCGAACAAAUUCCGUUCGAAAAUCGAUUAAGCCAACAAUUAAUCAUGAUGAAGAUGAAGAUGAUAAACGACGAGAUGUAUCUGGUCGAAAACGAGUUGAUGUUAUUCAUUGUUUAUUAGAAUCAUCAUCAUCAUCAUCAUCAUCUGACGAAAAUGAUAAUACAAAAGUUAUUAGUCCAAAUCCUAAUAAAAUUCUUUGGCUAACAUUUGCUGAAAUUUGUCAUAUUCGCUCUGUUCUUACUCAAACAACUCUUAAUACUCGUAUGUUAAAUGAAGACAAACAACAUUCAAAAAUCUUUCAUAAUGAUAUAUGUUUUUCCUGUCAAAAAAAAAUUAAUUCAUUAUCUUUUAUAUCAACUAUUUUUUCUCCUAACAAUUCUUCUGUUUGUUAUAUUUGUCAACAGAAAAUAUGUAGAAAAUGUUCAGUAACAAAUUUUUUACCUCCCUCAUCGAAACAUCAUUUUCCUGUUCGAAUACAAGCUUUAAUUAAAGUAUCAUCAACUUCUAUUAAAAAUGAAAUAAAUACAAACAAUAAAUUGAUUCCAAAAGCAAAAACAAUUUGUUAUGAUUGUUCACAGGUAACAUUUCAAUUGUAA
Rotaria sordida is the source of this 639-nucleotide messenger RNA. The record is from the annotation of a GenBank genome assembly. NCBI's taxonomy places the organism in Eukaryota, Metazoa, Rotifera, Eurotatoria, Philodinida, Philodinidae.